UUUUGCCCACUCUGCUCAACCCUCAUCUCCACUCUCAUUUCCUGUUAGUAACUGUAAAUCUUUGUGUUUUUGUACUAAAAAGAUGUUUGUGAAGGGAUUUUCUGGCGUUUCUUUGUACAAACCCUCUGGGGCCCUGAUUCCGGCGGGGUUGGGUUUGGGUUCUUCGGUCUCUCCGGUCUCGAAUCUUGCUUUUCCGGCGGGUCGGAAAGUUGUGUUUUCAAUCUCCGCUGUUUCUGAGACUGCGGAUGCUCCCCUCACAGGGGUUGUGUUUCAGCCGUUUCAGGAGGUCAAGAAUGAUGCUUUCAUGGUGCCCAUAUCCCCUCAGGUCUCGAUUGCGCGCCAAAAGUACUCCGAUGAGUGUGAAGCCGCAAUUAAUGAGCAGAUCAAUGUUGAAUACAGCGCCUCUUAUGCGUACCACUCCAUGUAUGCAUACUUUGAUAGAGACAAUGUUGCCCUCAAAGGGCUGGCCAAGUUUUUCAAGGAGUCAAGUGAAGAAGAAAGGGAACAUGCUGAAAAGCUAAUGAAAUAUCAGAACAUCCGAGGUGGAAAAGUGAAGCUGCACUCUAUUCUUUCACCUCUUUCGGAAUUUGAACAUGCUGAGAAGGGUGAUGCGUUGUAUGCUAUGGAACUAGCACUGUCGUUGGAGAAGUUAGUGAAUGAGAAACUCCUCAACCUCCAUGCUGUGGCUGAGCGAAACAAUGAUCCUCAGAUGACAGAUUUCAUUGAGAGCGAGUUUCUGGAGGAGCAGGUUGAAGCUAUUAAGAAGAUUUCGGAAUAUGUUACACAAUUAAGAAGGGUUGGACAAGGACAUGGAGUUUGGCACUUUGAUCAGAUGCUCCUUCAUGAAGAUGGCAAUGGUGUGGCAUGAAGUGAUUAAUGUCUGAAGAUGCAAUAAAAUAAUCAGAUCAGAAGUAGCUUAACUUGUCAGUGU
Ipomoea nil (Japanese morning glory) is the source of this 931-nucleotide messenger RNA. Its product is annotated as ferritin-3, chloroplastic-like. Gene Ontology annotation, biological process: intracellular iron ion homeostasis; iron ion transport. The transcript is spliced from 8 exons. The coding region runs from base 83 to 868 and encodes 261 amino acids. Gene Ontology annotation, cellular component: cytoplasm. The record is from RefSeq and is a predicted model, not a curated record. Gene Ontology annotation, molecular function: ferrous iron binding; ferric iron binding. Lineage: Eukaryota; Viridiplantae; Streptophyta; Magnoliopsida; Solanales; Convolvulaceae.